AUGGCAUCAGCAGACAGACCUCAGAUACUCUUCGUUUCCCUUGCAUACCUUGAGUUCUUCGAUCAAACAUAUGGCCCGCUCAUGACUCGCCUCCUUGAAGUAUCGCGCGUCAAGCGGGCGAAGACAGCCGCCGGCGCACUCCGCGCGCUCGCCGACAACACCUUCAAAGCAAUCAUCAUCGCAGACUCGGGCCUCAUCGCAGACGAUUACGACAUCAAGUCCACUCCCGAAACCGAUGAGCUCUUGAACAAGAUCAAAACGUACAUUGAAGGUGGCGGGCUCGCCAUCGUUGGCCUGCACUUCCCCAAUUUUACGAACUCGAAUCAGUUCAACACAUUCUUCGAGAGGUUCGGUCUCCCCUGGAAGAGAGGCGACUAUCACCGCACGACAUUCCAGCACACCUCAUCUGGUAUUCUGCCGGAGGGCGUUCAGUCUGCUUCGUUGCCCGGGCCGUAUAGCAUGAAGGUGCUCCAUGUUGAUAAUGCCAGACCCCAGGAGAAGAUUUUUGUCCCUGUUGCGGGUGCCAAGACGCAGAGUCUCGUUUUUUCGCCAGAGUAUGUGGAUGAGACACAAGCUGCGGUUGUGGGGGCGAAAAUUGGAAAAGGAAAUAUGGUUUAUUGUGGAGAUGUGAAUGGUGAGAGUGAGUCGAAUGCGUUGAUGUUGGCGCUGUGUGGGUUCUAG
This is a messenger RNA of Penicillium odoratum, 681 nucleotides long. RefSeq lists its product as uncharacterized. NCBI's taxonomy places the organism in Eukaryota, Fungi, Ascomycota, Eurotiomycetes, Eurotiales, Aspergillaceae. The transcript has a single exon. The record is from RefSeq and is a predicted model, not a curated record. The coding region runs from base 1 to 681 and encodes 226 amino acids.